UGGAAGGUCUACUGUCAGUCCUUAAUUUGAAAUCUGCUAAUUAGUGGUCAAAAAGUAAGAGUGUAAAAAACAUUAGCCACUCAAGCCAUUAGCCAAUUGUACGUAUAUGUCAUCGGCCCAUGAUUGAACAGAAAAUGAGUUUUUUGAGUGGUGUGGUAGAGGGUUUUUAUGGCCGACCAUGGACUAUGGAACAGAGGAGAGAACUUUUCAGAAGGGAACAGAAAUGGGGGUUGAACGCAUAUCUAUAUGCUCCUAAAGAUGACCUCAAACACAGAAUGUAUUGGAGAGACCUCUAUACUCCACAGGAGGCGGGGGAACUCCAAAAUCUCAUUGCAUCUGCAGAAGAGCAUCAUGUGGAAUUUAUAUACGCCAUCUCUCCUGGACUCGACAUCACUUUCUCAAAUCCCAGAGAAAUGGCCACUCUCAAAAGAAAAAUAGACCAGGUGUGGGAAUUUGGGUGCAGGUCAUUUGCUGUGCUAUUUGAUGACAUAGAGUCAGAGAUGUGUCCAGCUGAUAAAGAUGCAUUUAGCUCAUUGGCCAGUGCACAAGUGCACAUGACCAAUGAACUGUAUGAGCAUCUAAAAAAGCCUAAGAUAUUCCUGUUCUGCCCAACAGACUACUGUGGAACCUUCUGUACUCCCAGUGUUGCUCAAUCCCCCUACUUGCUCACAGUAGGGGAGAAACUAUAUCCAGAGAUUGAUGUGCUGUGGACAGGUCCAAAGGUUGUAUCUAAAGUGAUUUCGGUCGAGUCCAUUGAAGAAGUGACACAUGUGAUAAAAAGAGCGCCAGUUAUCUGGGACAACAUCCAUGCCAAUGACUAUGACCCACAAAGAAUGAUGCUGGGACCAUUCAAGGAUCGUCCCGUCGAACUCAUCCCCAAGAUCAGAGGAAUACUCACUAAUCCCAACUGUGAAUUUGAGCUCAACUUUGUAGCCAUUCACACUUUGGCUACUUGGUGCCAAUCCUACUGCCAUGGUAAAGCCAUCACAGGUGGAAAGAAUACAUUUUUCAAAGAUUACAUCCCACAUGAGGCAUUGCAGCUGGCACUCUCUGAGUGGCUGGUAGAGUUCAGUGUUCAUGAUCCACCAGGCGGCUCUCGGUCACUCCAAGGGGGCCAGUCUAAGAGGGAAUAUUCUGAGGAGGUGCCAAUGCAAACAGAUGCAUUUUAUGUCCCUGGUCCAAGAGAGAAGUUUCUCUUCACAGCUGAACCCUUAACCUUGGAUGACCUCAUACUGUUGUCGGACCUCUUCUACUUACCAUAUCAGCAUGGCCCAACAGCACUUAACAUGCUUCAGGAGCUGCACUGGCUGAAAUGCAACAGCAAUCCAAUGAGGAAGGACACUGAAUGGUGUGCCAGAGCGGAACAAUUUGACAAGAUGUGCGAGGCAGUGGUCCAGAUGUUUAACCGGCUUUCAAAUGUCUCCAACCGGCAAAUCCUGUAUGACCUUUACAACUACAUCUGUGAUAUCAAGAGUGGUGUGACUAUGGCCAGGGACUUUGUCAAAACUAUAGGUGGACAGACAACACUCUCAGCUCAGCAAAAGAAUGAUGAUCCUGAGCCCUGGGGCUUCAGAGGAGGGCUAUCAGGAGAGUUUCAGAGGAUGCUGCCCAAUCAUGGGUAUAAGGAUGUCUUUUACCAGUACUCCAGGCCGACAGCCUAUAUCAUUCGGCCUUAUACUCAAAGUGAUCAGUCAGCCGUACAGCAGAUCUUUCAAGAAGUGAUGUGUGAGGAAACUCAUGGAUUUCCAGCUACCAAGGGGGCCAUGUUACUGAGUGACAGACUUGCAUGUGGUCAACUCUGUCCCUCACCCAACUGUGCCUUCCUGAUGGAGGAUGAAAGUGGAGUUUGUGGAUAUGCCUUGGGACUUAGCGAUGACAAAUCUACUGCUUUCAAGGGGCAGUAUCCUGAGUCUCUCCUGUGUGAUAAUCCAUCUGUAAUUACAAUGCAAAUACUCCCAAAAGUGUCUGACCUCAGUGUUGCAAAACGCUUGAUAGAAUGUCUGCUUUCAGCAUUAAGAACAACAGGUUGUAAAGCGUUUUUCUGCGAACUAAGAGAAAGAGAGAAGAGGAUGUUGGAUGUCCUAACCCAAAUGGGCUCUUUCAGAAAGAUGACAAUGGAAGGCCUUCCAGAUGAUCUAAUAAUCAUGAGAACAGCAGAACAAAAUGUUGUGGGGGUGGGGUGCUAGAAGUAAGAAUUCAGAUGAUCAAAAAUCAUUUUGCUGAUUAAAAAAAUCAAUAUGACCGGUAAGUCCAAUAAUGAUUUAUAAUGCAAAUCCCAGGUACUACACAUUGCUUAUGAUACAUGUACCAUACAUUACUACAACUACACAAAGUAUCUUGUAUGAAUAUAAAAUUAAGCUGUAUUAUUAAUUGCUUAUUCAUUGCUUUGAAGGGGAACUUUUUUACAUAGAGCCCUGUUGUUUGAGGUCAUCGAGUACUGUUGGUAGGAAAAAAAGAAUAAACUCGGUGCUACAUGGAUCGAGUUAUCCUGCUAGUGGCUAGUGCUGCCAGGGGGCUACAAGGGUAUACUAUGGGGGCAGAAUUUAGACUGUAUUUGUGCCCCUUGAAAAACAAAAAAAGUGUUGUGCUGUAAAUCAUUAAACACACAUUAAAAAGAGAAAACAUCUGAAAAUGUA
Messenger RNA from Alosa alosa (allis shad), 2636 nucleotides. RefSeq names its product O-GlcNAcase like (gene ogal). NCBI's taxonomy places the organism in Eukaryota, Metazoa, Chordata, Actinopteri, Clupeiformes, Clupeidae. Gene Ontology annotation, molecular function: beta-N-acetylglucosaminidase activity. The record is from RefSeq and is a predicted model, not a curated record. The transcript has 16 exons. The coding region runs from base 120 to 2186 and encodes 688 amino acids. Gene Ontology annotation, biological process: glycoprotein metabolic process.